This is a messenger RNA of Cetraspora pellucida, 1665 nucleotides long. The record is from the annotation of a GenBank genome assembly. Lineage: Eukaryota; Fungi; Glomeromycota; Glomeromycetes; Diversisporales; Gigasporaceae.
AUGCCUGAAAAUUAUACGUCAGUUACUUUACUCGAAGCCUAUUGUCUUUCGUCACAAAUGUCACCAAUCAUGGAGGAAAUUCUUUCUGAUUCCAACAGCGUUCUUACUUCAGACGAGCCAUUGUCACCAACUAUACAGCCUCAACGGAGGUUAAAAGCCAGGCCGACCACACAGCUUUCGUUUGACGCUUACAGCUCUUCCUCCUCUGGAUCGUCAAUAAAGAGCUUUAAUGCAGCUUCAAAUAAGGUUGACACUGGUGCAGAUUUUCUUUUGGGCAUAAUAAGCAGAUCUAAUCCAGUUACGUCUUCUGAACGAUCCACAAUUUCCCCUUUUCAUACUGUCAAAAUCGGCAAGAGAUCAUCUAGUAAUAUUAAGCUGCCAAAAGAAGAUCCUUCAGAGGAAGAAGAGUUAGACCAACCAGAUAUUUGUAUAAACUCUGACGUUCCUUUGGAUCAUAGUGAAUCCAUAGUUUCAAGAAAUGAUAUCUCCGCGAUUACAGACGAUAAAGAAUAUUCAGGUUACCGGCGCAAGUAUGGAAAUGAAGGUCGAAGGUACCCCCAGUCUAUGACUUGGUCGCAGCAUAGGAAACACUUUUUUAUCCUAAGUAGUGCUGGAAAACCGAUUUACACUCGAUAUGGUGACGAAUCACGUAUCUCAAGUUAUAUGGGUGUAAUUCAGGCUAUCGUUUCAUUCUUUGCUGAUGCUGAUGACACAAUAAGGUCUUUUGCUGAAUCAAAAAUUGACAAUACUCUAUUCUUGACAAAGAUUUUUGAACAUCGAGUUAAUUUUGAUCUGCGUCGAUUGCUUGGAGGAACCGAACCGUUUCUGGAUAAUCUUGCUUCUACAAUGAGUGAUGACCCGGGUUUUAUACUUAGUUCAAUCCAGUGUGUAAAAAUGUGCAAAGAUUUACGCGAUAAAAUAGGAGGUAUAAUGCAAUUAAUAAAAUCCAAGGAACUUUUGUAUGCCAUGUUGAUAACGAAUAAUAAGUUAAUAACACUGCUUAGACCGAAGAAACAUAGCCUUCAUCCAGCAGACCUUCACUUGGUAUUCAAUAUGGUUAAUGGAUCUUCGACUUUUCAAUCAGUCGAGUCAUGGACACCUAUCUGUCUUCCAAAAUUUAAUAAUAAAGGCUUUCUUCAUGCUUAUGUAUGCUAUAUUGUCACAAACGUAUGCUUGUUGUUUAUAUCACCAGAUAAAGAUAAAUUUUUCGAAUUUUCUGAGGCGAAGAGCCUUUUAAAGGAGAAAUUGUCUGCUUGCAAUGCUUUGCAAGAAAUUGAAGAGGCAUCACAAAAUGAAGGCUACUCUAUUGCCGAUAUAGGUGUUCCAGGUUUGCGUCAUUUUAUUUAUAAAUCGAGGACGCAUGUACAGUAUACUUCACCGACUUUUGUUUCACCUUAUAAUGACCCUCGAGAAAAACAAAAGUUAUUUAAAUUAUAUCGUUACACUCAUGACCGAAUGCAUUCGCGCUUGAGACCUCUUAAAGUUCAUUAUUACGUUAGUUCCACCGAAACAAUAUUAGGAUGGAUAACUUGUAGCUUUGAGCUUUACGCUGCAUUUGGUCCACUGAUGUCGAAGUCUGCACUGACAUCCUCAUCUCAUACGUUGCUAAGAUGGAUAAAAAAGGAAGAAGAAAACUUAUUCAUCGUUUCUUCACCAGUGUUUUAA